Paralichthys olivaceus (Japanese flounder) is the source of this 3228-nucleotide messenger RNA. The record is from RefSeq and is a predicted model, not a curated record. Lineage: Eukaryota; Metazoa; Chordata; Actinopteri; Pleuronectiformes; Paralichthyidae.
AUGAUUCUUAUCAGCAACGGAUACACGGGUAAAAGGCAAGUACGGGCCUUCAUCCUUGUUUUUCUCAUCGAGGCGACAGUGUGCCAGAUCCGCUACUCUGUCCCAGAGGAGAUGAGAAAAGGCUCCUUUGUAGGAAACGUGGCUGAAGAUCUGGGUAUCGACGCUAAAAGACUGAAAUUAGGCAGUGCCCGAAUUGUUAGUGGUGAAAGCAGCGAGUAUAUCAGGCUGGAUGUAGACAAAGGGACUCUGGUCGUGGGAGAAAGAAUAGAUCGAGAGCAGCUCUGUGGGCAGACAUCGCCCUGUAGCUUGAAUUUUGAAAUGAUAAUGAUGAAUCCAAUGCAACUGCACAGCGUCGUAGUGGAAGUGUUGGAUGUAAACGAUAAUGCACCCGUGUUUCACGAGAAAGAAAUGCAUUUAGAAAUAGUAGAAUCUGCUCUUCCAGGUACCGAAAUGUUACAAGUGAGUGCAUCCGACCUAGAUGUGGGUAUCAACGCUUUAAAUGGCUAUACGUUACACCCAACAACGCAUUUUAAUAUCAAGGUCCUGUCCAGCCCCAAUGGUCAUAAAUACGCACAGUUGUAUCUCUCAGGUGCUUUAGAUCGAGAGAAAGAAGCAAAGCUGCUUCUCACGCUAACUGCUGUGGACGGGGGUGAACCACAGCGUUCAGGGACACUAAAAAUACAUGUAACCGUCCGAGACACAAAUGACAAUGCCCCGGUUUUUACGCAGGCAAUUUUCAAGGCGUCUGUUAAAGAAAAUGUGCCAAAGGGAACCUUAGUGGUGAGUUUGAGCGCAACAGAUGCAGAUGAAGGGAUGAACGGUCGUGUCACGUAUCACUUUAAUCGCAUGUCUAGUAAUGUUGCGGAGCUAUUUCUCCUGGAUGAGAACAGCGGUGAUUUGACAGUAAACGGUGUAAUUGAUUAUGAAGAGAAUAAAAUAUUUGAGAUCGGUGUGCUGGCGAAAGAUCAAGGUGGACAAAGCACAUCAACAAAUGUUAUAAUUGAAGUGACGGAUGUAAAUGACAAUGCGCCGGUAAUAACACUCACCUCGUUUUCAAAUGCCAUCGCUGAAAAUUCCCCGAGUGGAACCACUGUAGCAAUCAUUAACGUGAAAGAUGUAGAUUCAAGCAAAAAUGGCAAAGUGAGCUGCUCAGUUGAGAACAAUAUACCGUUCACCAUCCAGUCAUCUCUAAAGAAUUACUACACUCUGGUAACAAGCGGUGCACUUGACAGGGAGCGUAAUCCUGAGUACAAUAUAACUUUCACAGCUGUGGAUGACGGAAGCCCACCACUCUCAACUAACAAGGCCAUAACACUUAGAGUCUCUGACGUCAAUGAUAACGCCCCUGUUUUUGAACAGAGUUAUUAUGAAGCUAAUAUUAUCGAAAAUAACUCACCAGGAUUUUCGGUGUUUUCCGUAAAAGCGCACGACUUUGACUCGGGGCAGAACGCACGUGUCUCUUACCUGCUUAUUGACACUCAGUUGAACGGUAACCCCAUAUCCACUUACAUAUCAGUCAACGCGGAAACUGGAGUUAUACAAGCAGUGCGAUCAUUUGACUAUGAGCAAAUUAAAACUAUAAACAUUCUAGUAAAAGGACAGGAUGGCGGUUCCCCACCUUUAAGCACUAAUACGACCGUGAAAUUAAAUAUCCUGGACCAGAACGACAACCCCCCUCAGGUUCUGUACCCAGUCCAGACUGGUGGCUCUCUGGUGGCUGAGAUGGUGCCUCGUUCAGCAGAUGUGGGCUAUCUGGUCACUAAAGUGGUGGCUGUGGAUGUGGACUCUGGACAGAAUGCCUGGCUCUCCUAUAAACUGCAGAAAGCCACAGACAGGGCGCUGUUUGAAGUGGGCUCAUCGCCCGGAACGAUGGGAUGGCAAGUGCUGUUGUUUAUCUCGGUGCUCUCUCUCAGUGCAGUGUGCGGGCAGGUCAGCUACUCUAUUCCUGAGGAAAUGUUGAAAGGGGCUCUCGUAGGAAAUAUAGCCCAGGAUUUAGGUUUGGGUGUGGAGAGAUUGAAGUCUGGUAAAGCUCGAAUUUACACUGGCAGCAGUGAAGAAUAUAUUGAACUGAAGAGAGAGAGAGGAGCGCUACUUAUUGAAGAGAAAAUAGACAGAGAGUCGCUCUGCGGGCAAACAAUGCCCUGUGCGCUCCAUUUUCAAAUGAUCCUCGAAAACCCAAUGGAGUUUUACACGGUGACGGUCGAAAUUACCGAUAUAAACGACAACCCUCCUACAUUUGAGAGAGGAGAAAUGAAAUAUGAAAUUAGCGAAUCAGCUCUUACAGGGGCACGAUUUGUUUUAGAGAAAGCCAUAGAUGAAGAUGUUGGUGUUAACGGGUUGAGCAGCUACGCCCUUAAACCCAGCGAUAAUUUCGCUCUGAAAACCAUCAUCCGCGUAGAUGGGACUAAACACGUCGAGAUGGUUUUGCAGAAACCUUUAGACAGAGAAAAACAUGAGCAUAUAUCAUUAAUUCUGACCGCCGUUGAUGGCGGUGAACCACAGCUCUCGGGGACAAUGCAGAUUCUCAUAACAGUGUUAGACGCGAAUGAUAAUCCUCCCGUUUGUUCAAAAUCGGAAUACAAAGUGAGUGUGACAGAGAACGCUCCUAUCGGCACUGCAAUAACUACAGUAAUGGCUACUGAUGUAGAUAAAGGCAAUAACGGGAAAGUAACAUACACAAUUUCAAAAUCUGGAGCAGCGAGUCUCUUUAAAAUCGAUGCAGAUAGUGGAGUAUUGACCUUAGAUGGAAAUGUAGAUUAUGAAAAAAGGAGACGUUACGAGCUUGAUGUUCAGGUGUCAGAUCAGGGAGGAUUAUCCGAUGCAUGUAAAGUGAUUGUGGACGUGACAGAUACAAAUGAUAACCCUCCAUCCAUUAACAUCAUGUCGAAGUCAAACACAGUAUCUGAGAACAUGAAACCAGGGACGGUCGUGACGAUGCUUAACAUACAAGAUCCAGACGCAAAUGAAAACGGCAAGGUCAUGUGUGUUUUAAACGAAAAUAUUCCCUUUGCCAUUAAAUCAACAACAAAUAAUUUCUUUACCGUCGUCACUGACAGUGAAUUAGACCGAGAGACAGCAUCAGAGUAUAACAUCACAGUGACCUGCUCUGAUGAGGGAGUGCCCUCCCUCUCCAGUAGCGUCACUCUCACCUUACAGAUCUCUGACGUGAAUGACAACGCGCCUGUCUUUGAGAGGAGCUCAUAUGAGGCUUACAUUGUAGAGAACAAC